Messenger RNA from Dreissena polymorpha, 1184 nucleotides. RefSeq lists its product as uncharacterized. The record is from RefSeq and is a predicted model, not a curated record. Lineage: Eukaryota; Metazoa; Mollusca; Bivalvia; Myida; Dreissenidae. The transcript is spliced from 2 exons. The coding region runs from base 132 to 434 and encodes 100 amino acids.
CGUACGCCAAAGAAAACGGACUGGACACACGCGACGUGGCCCUUUUGGUUACUGUCUUCAAUUCAGUAGACCUCGUAGCGCGAAUAGCCACCGCGUUCAUCUCGGACAGCAAGUUCGCGCGGCGGUCUACCAUGGUUGCGGUGGCAGCUAUGGUUCUUGCCCUGGCGUCGCAUAUGUUGCGUUGGUUUCGUUCGUUCAGCGCUUUGAUGGCGUUUGCGGUGUUACUGGGACUAGUCAACGGCGUGUACUUCUCGCUCUACGCUGUGAUCAUCGUGGACUAUAUGUCUAUAGAGCGACUCAAGAGUGUCCUCGGCAUCAAUGCGCUAGUACAUGGAUCAUCCGUAGCACUCACGUUUUAUUUAGUUGGUCUGCUGCGUGACUUCACCGGUUCCUACGUGUAUUCCUAUCACUUCUGGGAACCAUGUCGCUGCUAGGUGGAGUUAUCAUGUACUGUCUACAGUUCAUAGGUGAGAACCAGGGUGCCAUGGAUACGGAAACCGUAGCGAAAAAGCCAUCUGACAGAUAAUUAACUUUUACAGUGUAUUACAUGUACAAGAACUAUGCCGUUAGUUUUGUGUAUUUUUUUAGAUGUAAUCUUUAUUUUGUUUAUCCAUUUUGGAAACUAUUUUUAUUACGUAAGAAGAUGAUGAAGCACGCCAAAUGGCAUUGUACACCAUCUGUUAAUAACGGAGUUAUGGCCCUUUGUAUCUUGAAAAAUGCUUAUUUUAGUGUCAAAUAUAACACUUUUGUGUCUAGAAGCAUAUUGGCGGGGGAUAUCAAUUCAACGAAUUUGCGUGUUACUUCUGUUUAUAUGGAAUCAUAUUUUCGUAUUUUGUAGAUUUCUGUCAUGGUAUGGACUGAUUUAGUUUCAUUGUUUAUGAUUCUACGUGUUUAAAUGUUCUGUAAUGUAUUGCACUUUGAGGCCAGGUUUUAUUACAUUGAAAGUCUCAGUUCGGAAUUGAAUAUUAGUUUAUGUGUCAAAUUCUAUACUUGCUGUAGACUCUAUUUUGAAUUAUGUUGAAUUGAAUUAUGUAUGGAACGGCGAUAUUUUAUAUUGAUCUAGUUGAGUGAUAAAUGUCCAUUUGUGAAUUCGUAUGUUUUUUUCGUGCUGGCAUUGUGAUGAUUAUUUACCGCAAUUAUAGACACAUUUUUGUAUAUGCUAAGAGUGUUUUUAUAUAUUCGAA